GGUCACUAAACUUGUUAGGGUGUAUCGACGUAAUUCAUUCUGGAGUUUAUUCAAGACACUGGAGGGGAAGGAAAGCAAUUUGAUGACAAGCACCAGUAGACUGACGGGAGGAGAUGUAUGCAGCAGUGUGCAUCAUGUCUUCAGUAACAGGCUAUGUGCUCACCUCUGCACUGCUGCUGAAAUAUCCAACUCUUUUGCACCGAAAGAAACGAGAGACUUUCGUCAGUAGGCACAUUUCUCAUCGUGGAGGAGCAGGUGAACACCUGGAAAACACCAUGACUGCUUUCAAGCAUGCUGUGGAUCUUGGCACAGACAUGCUGGAGUUGGACUGUCGCCUGACAAAAGAUGGACAAGUGGUGGUUUCACAUGAUGCAAACUUGCACAGGUCCACUGGCAUCAAUGCCUACAUCUCGGACAUGGCCUACACUGAGCUCCCUCCAUACCUGUGCAAACUAGGUGUAACUUUUCAGAGGGAGUGUGUCUGUGAGGGAGGCGAGGGCGAGCGCAUUCCUCUCCUGAAGGAUGUUUUCGACAUGUUUCCAAAUAUCCCUGUCAACAUUGACAUCAAGGACAACAAUGACAUGCUCAUCAAGAAGGUCUCUGAGCUGGUCCUUAAGUAUGACAGAGAACACUUGACUGUUUGGGGCAACAAAAGGAACCAGAUUGUUAAAAAGUGUUACAAAGAGAACCCUCGUAUUCCAGUGUUGUUCAGUUUUCCCAGAGUGUUGCAGCUGUUAUGCCUUUUCUACACUGGUCUUCUGCCCUUCAUUCCUCUCAAGGAGCAGUUUCUCGAGAUUCCCAUGCCCUCCAUUAUUACCAAAUUGAGAGAUCCAAACACAUUAAGUAAGACUGAGCGAUUUAUCAUCUGGAUUGCAGACAUUUUGCUAAUGAGGAAAGCACUGUUUCAUCAUCUAACUGCUCGUGGAAUACAGGUGUACAUCUGGGUGCUGAAUGAUGAGGAGGAUUUCCAAAGGGCUUUUGGCUUGGGAGCCACAGGAGUUAUGACAGAUUUUCCCACCAGGCUUAAAGACUUCAUGGACAGGAAUGCCAUUGCUAAAUCUUAAUGGCCUGCCAGAAUAGACUGUUGUUACAUUGUUUGGUGCAUGACUGAGUACUCUACAAGUCACUUGUAUAACACCACGGGGAGCAGAGCCUUUUAAUGUGGGCAUGGCAUCCUCCGUGUAAAUACACAGACGUGACUGAAUCUUUGGAUAACACUGACAAAUGCCUGUAACUUGUCCAAAGGAGCGUGGACAAAGUUCCUUAAAUGUAUCCCAGAUGUGACAAUCAGAACAAUGACAAUAGUUAAUAGGUAACAUUGGCACUGUCAGCUGUAAUCCUGUACAUAAUGUGUGUACAUUUUUUGUCACAUCUUUAUUCAUCAAAAUCAUUCACUAUUACAACAGUAAAAAUAGUUUGUGUUAAAUAACAUUUAUUGAUUCAGAUGUGCUUCACACAAAUUAUAGCUGUGUUUGGGGAGAAAAGCCGGAAAAACAGUGGACUUUUCCAUCAGGAAGUGUUGUCAGGCAGUUGGCAGAAUGCAUUGUACUAUCAAAACGCAACGUUCCAUUCAUUCAUCAAAAACAUUCAAGUGUACUGCUCCAUCUUUUUCAAGCGUUUAGAAACAGUAUAACGUGCACUGCAAGUCACGGCACUUCUGGCCGAGGACGCAGUUUACUUUAGUUUUCGGGCAGGUUGCCAAAGCCAGAUUGGGCCGUUUCAUACUGUUUUAGGACUUUUUUGGAUUGUGGGUGAUUGUAGUAGAACAGCGCCCCGAGGAAUAAGCUGCAAGAGCCAUUCAUCAUACGCGUUUUGGAUGAAGAGGCACUUAACGCUCCCCAUGCAGACAGUAGAGGUACGAGCUCACAUUUAGUUAUACACUACUGAGCAUGCGCAUUGAGAAUGUAACAACUGUGUCACAGACUGAAAUGAC
Messenger RNA from Thalassophryne amazonica, 1933 nucleotides. RefSeq names its product glycerophosphodiester phosphodiesterase domain containing 1 (gene gdpd1). Gene Ontology annotation, molecular function: phosphatidylcholine lysophospholipase A1 activity; phosphoric diester hydrolase activity. The record is from RefSeq and is a predicted model, not a curated record. Gene Ontology annotation, cellular component: endoplasmic reticulum membrane. The transcript has 11 exons. Gene Ontology annotation, biological process: glycerophospholipid catabolic process; N-acylethanolamine metabolic process. The coding region runs from base 114 to 1064 and encodes 316 amino acids. NCBI's taxonomy places the organism in Eukaryota, Metazoa, Chordata, Actinopteri, Batrachoidiformes, Batrachoididae.